AUGUCCGAAAGAACUGCAAGAGAGAGUUUGUAUACAUUGUCAAGGGGUGUUGUUGAAACUUUUGGAGACGUGUAUUUGCGGAAACCUUCGUUGCAUGAUUUGCAAGAAUUGUAUGCGGCGCAUGAAGAACGUCAUGGGUUUCCCGGAAUGAUCGGAAGCAUUGAUUGCACACACUGGAAAUGGAAAAAUUGUCCGGUAGCAUGGAAAGGGCAAUACGCAAGUGGUCAUCACGGAUCACCUUCAUUGGUGUUAGAGGCUGUCGCUUCUCAAGAUUUAUGGAUUUGGCAUGUAUUUUUUGGGGUUGCAGGUUCCAACAACGACGUCAACGUUCUUGAUCAAUCGCCAAUAUUCGACGAUCUUUUGAAUAGAAAAGCCCCAGAUGCUCCUUUCACGGUGAAUGGAAACGAAUACAAAUAUGGCUAUUACCUUACAGAUGGAAUAUAUCCUCAGUAUUCCACAUUCGUGAAGGCAUUCCGCCACUCGGUUGAAGAACGAGACAAUUUUUUUAAAAGAAGACAAGAAAGAGCACGUAAGGAUGUGGAACGUGCUUUUGGGGUGUUGAAGGCGAAGUGGCAUAUAGUUGAACAUGCAGCAUGA
Molecule: messenger RNA, 597 nt
Organism: Lactuca sativa (garden lettuce)
Lineage: Eukaryota; Viridiplantae; Streptophyta; Magnoliopsida; Asterales; Asteraceae
Source: RefSeq, a predicted model, not a curated record